AUGAUGCAAAAGCUCAAGAAACCAGAGAGUUUCACCCUCAGAAUCGUCCUGAAGAUAGACAGCUCUAAAGGGAAAAAGUCAGAAAUCAUCAAAUCCCUGCAGGCUGCAAGGAUACAAUGCUGCAGUGAUAAAGUUCGUCCAGUGCUCGUCGCCAGCACCGUUAUUCCCUCAGCGAACGGUGUUAUUUGGGCAGGUGUGUUCAGUUCACAGAAUCAGGAGGAUCCGGAGAACAGCGCGCUGGCUCUGUACGACAUCAGUAACGUUCGAGGCCAAGUCAAGGGUUUCUGCGCUUAUAGUGGAAAUUGUGAUUCUGAGAGUGGUAGUGAACUUCAGCCGCUCUCUGUGGUGUUCAAGUACAGCUCAGUGUCAGCAGUGGCAGCAACGAGGAUUGAAUCCUGGAUUGUGCUGUUCAUAGGAACCAGUGAUGGACAACUCAUAAAGUUGAUGUCGGAUGAGAAAUAUACACCAGGCUGUCCAAUAAUGCUGUACAAAUCUGAUGAUGAACGAGCAGUGCUUCCCAGAAUGCACUUUGAUCCAGUAGAUUUCAAACACAUCUACAUUGCUCUGAAGAAACAGUUAAGAAGAGUGUCUGUAGUUCCGUGUGCUAAAUACAGCACUCUGAAAGACUGCAGAGCUGCUCUGGAUCCUCUCUGCGGCUGGUGUGUGAACACAUUGAGAUGCUCCACCCAAGAUGAAUGUUAGAAAUCUUCAUGGGUGUCCACCCCAAAAAACUCCCUUCAGGAAAUGCUGUUUUCUUUUCAGGUUUGGUCAGACAAAACUUCCAGCAAGAUUACUCUACGUAUUUCCUUGAGUCUGGAGAGCAGAGAAAACCCUGCCUUCUCAUGCACCUUCACCACUGGAAGUGUAAAACUGUGUGACGGGUCUGAUCUGAAUGCAGUUUUUCCAAACUGCUACUGUAGUUUUUCUGACCAGCUACUAUUUACUACAGGUUUAAACAUCUCAGCUGAAGUGGCUCUUGGGGAACAGAAGAUCAAAGAGAAGCUGGAGCUGAAAGACUGCCUGAAUAUCAAAGAUAAUUCACCAAGGGCUUCUUAUACACAGUGUCUUCAGUGUAUCUCAGCUGGGUGUCGCUGGUCCUCAUCUUCUCAGCGUUGUGAAUGGGCAGAUGGACCUGAAACAAAGUUAAACAUACAGGUGAGAGACAAUG
This is a messenger RNA of Carassius carassius (crucian carp), 1168 nucleotides long. RefSeq names its product plexin-C1-like. Gene Ontology annotation, cellular component: semaphorin receptor complex. The record is from RefSeq and is a predicted model, not a curated record. The coding region runs from base 1 to 702 and encodes 233 amino acids. The transcript is spliced from 9 exons. Gene Ontology annotation, molecular function: semaphorin receptor activity; protein binding. Lineage: Eukaryota; Metazoa; Chordata; Actinopteri; Cypriniformes; Cyprinidae. Gene Ontology annotation, biological process: positive regulation of axonogenesis; negative regulation of cell adhesion; regulation of cell shape.